CGCUGCCGCCGCCGCCUCUGCUCCUCCGCUGUGCACGGGUCGUCUUCCCGCAGCCAUGAGCGCGCUCGGCCCCGAUGGAGCCACCCGCCCUCUAGAUUAGUGCUCGUCGCCGCCCCGCACCCGCCUGCAGCAUGGAGUCGCCCGCCUCAGGCCAGCCCGCCGGCAUGCCCCAGUCUAAAGGAAAAUCCAAGAGGAAGAAGGAUUUACGAAUAUCCUGCAUGUCCAAGCCACCUGCGCCCAGCCCCACACCCCCCCGGAACCUGGACUCCCGGACCUUCAUCACCAUUGGAGACAGAAACUUUGAGGUGGAGGCCGAUGACCUGGUGGCCAUCUCGGAGCUUGGCCGCGGAGCCUAUGGGGUGGUGGAGAAGAUGCGGCAUGCCCAGAGUGGCACCAUCAUGGCCGUGAAGCGGAUCCGAGCCACCGUGAACUCACAGGAGCAGAAACGGCUUCUCAUGGACCUGGACAUCAAUAUGCGCACUGUUGACUGCUUCUACACUGUCACCUUCUAUGGGGCCCUCUUCAGAGAGGGAGAUGUGUGGAUCUGCAUGGAGCUCAUGGACACGUCCCUGGACAAGUUUUACCGGAAAGUGCUGGAUAAAAACAUGACAAUUCCAGAGGACAUUCUGGGGGAGAUCGCUGUGUCUAUCGUGAGGGCCCUGGAGCACCUGCACAGCAAGCUGUCUGUGAUCCACAGAGACGUGAAACCCUCCAACGUCCUCAUCAACAAGGAAGGCCACGUGAAGAUGUGUGACUUCGGCAUCAGUGGCUACUUGGUGGACUCUGUGGCCAAGACAAUGGAUGCCGGCUGCAAGCCCUACAUGGCUCCCGAGAGAAUCAAUCCGGAGCUGAACCAGAAGGGCUACAACGUCAAGUCCGACGUCUGGAGUCUUGGCAUCACUAUGAUUGAGAUGGCCAUUCUACGGUUCCCUUACGAGUCCUGGGGAACCCCGUUCCAGCAGCUGAAGCAGGUGGUGGAGGAGCCGUCACCCCAGCUCCCAGCCGAUCGUUUCUCCCCUGAGUUUGUGGACUUCACUGCACAGUGCCUGAGGAAGAACCCUGCAGAGCGCAUGAGCUACCUGGAGUUGAUGGAGCACCCUUUCUUCACCUUGCACAAAACCAAGAAGACGGACAUUGCUGCCUUCGUGAAGGAGAUCCUGGGAGAGGACUCGUAGGGGGCUGGGCCUUGGGCCCCACUCUGGCCCUCCAGAGCCCCACAGCCUCCUCUGCGGGGACAGUGCUUGCCCACCACAUCCAUAAGCUACUGCCAUCUUGGCCCUGGGCGUUCCGGGAUGAAUUGAGGGGGCUGCUCCUUGCCGGGCUCUGCAAUGAAUCGUUUGUCCCAAGUGCCAAAGAACCAGACCAUUGGGGCUCCCAGCGGGCCCAUGUGGACCCCACUAGUGCCUCUACUGCUCCAAGGACCCCAAGUCUCCAGCUGUUGAGACCCUGACUUGGAGGGGCCUGGAUGCCCCCUGCCAGAUGCUGCUGCCCCUCGCAGAGAAGGCAGCCAGUUCCUGUGUGGACGGGCCGCUCCCUUGGCCCAGCCCUGGAUGCUACACAAGUUGUAUAUUUUUUAUCUCUUUGACUGAAUGGACUUCGCACACUUUGGCCCAGGGUGGCCACACCUCUGUCCUGGCUUCACUGCAAGGGACACAACAGGGGGGAUGGAUGAGCCAUGUGAAUUCCCCCAAGACUCCCACGAGGGAGAUGUCAUGAGCCGCCCAAGGCCUUCCCCCCAGCACUGGCAAACAGGGCCUCUAAAGGGCACGUGGGUCAUCUAGCCCUGCCAGCCACCUCCAGGGGUGUCCUUUCACCUUCACCUUUUUUUUUUUUUUUUUAAUUUAUCCUCUGUUGAUUUUUUCUUUUGCUUUGUGGGUUUAGCUGGUUUUUCUUGCAUGGUUUGGAGCUGAUCACUUCUCUCCCGCCCCCUCGUGUACCAGCAGGCUGAUCCUUGUCCUGCUCAGGCUGGGGUGUAGGGGGGAUGGGCCCAAGGUCUCCGCUUGGAGAGGUGCCCAGGGGGAGCCAUCUAGCUCACUUGCCUCGGGGACUGGCUCGAUGGGAGCCGUGGAUUUGCUUUGGUGGUGUUAAAAAAAAAAAAAGAAAAUAUAUUUUUUUGAAGAAAGGACUGCCCAUCCUGGGUCCUUUCUCUAAUAGGUUGGGGCAGUCCUUGGUUGUUGUUUUAAUUUAAAAAAAAAAAAGUGGGAUAAAA
This is a messenger RNA of Galeopterus variegatus (Sunda flying lemur), 2209 nucleotides long. RefSeq names its product mitogen-activated protein kinase kinase 3 (gene MAP2K3). The transcript is spliced from 12 exons. NCBI's taxonomy places the organism in Eukaryota, Metazoa, Chordata, Mammalia, Dermoptera, Cynocephalidae. Bases 132 to 1175 code for a protein of 347 amino acids. Gene Ontology annotation, biological process: protein phosphorylation; MAPK cascade. The record is from RefSeq and is a predicted model, not a curated record. Gene Ontology annotation, molecular function: MAP kinase kinase activity; ATP binding.